Messenger RNA from Saprolegnia parasitica CBS 223.65, 357 nucleotides. RefSeq lists its product as hypothetical. The transcript has a single exon. Bases 1 to 357 code for a protein of 118 amino acids. The record is from RefSeq and is a predicted model, not a curated record. NCBI's taxonomy places the organism in Eukaryota, Oomycota, Saprolegniomycetes, Saprolegniales, Saprolegniaceae.
AUGAAUCUCGGGCCAUUUCAGGCCUUGACGUCACCGGCGGCGCACGUGCUUGGCUACACACUUUUGCUGCUGACGCACGCGACAAUUGUGAUUGUGAUGCUCCUCAACAUACGCAUUGCGAUACUGAACAAGACCAUGGGCGCGCACAUGACCGAGGCCAAGAUCGAGGCGACCGUCGUGUUUCCCGAGUACGUUUUGCACAUGAAGAAGACGACGACACCCGACGACGGGAACUGGUCGUUGAACGGCAAGAGCGGCGACGUCUUUUACAGUGUCCUUGAGGAAACACUGCGCUCGAUGCGGUACGAGACGAGCAACCAAAAGGUCACUCGAAAAGCCAUUGCAAAGAGGAGGUGA